Molecule: messenger RNA, 528 nt
Organism: Pistacia vera
Lineage: Eukaryota; Viridiplantae; Streptophyta; Magnoliopsida; Sapindales; Anacardiaceae
Exons: 1
Coding region: 133-396 (87 amino acids)
Source: RefSeq, a predicted model, not a curated record
UAAAAUGACCCAUUUGACAUCUUUAUAUAAAAUUAUAAAUAGCUCUCCACAGCAUCACUAGACCGACAACGCAAAAAAUCUGGUGCCUGCUGUGGAAAUUUUUUAUAAUCUCAAAGAAAGAAAGAAAGAAGAAUGGCUGACAUUGCAAUGCUGGUUGCAGAAGAGUAUGAAAGAAGAGUUAAAAGAAUCAAGAUGGAGACGAAGAUGGCUUCUUCUUCUUCUCCUUCUUCUUCUUAUGAGGUGAAGAUGAAGAUGGGUUCUGGUUCUUCUUUUUCUUCCUAUGUUUCAGAUUUGGCUCGCAAAAUCAAGAGCAAGGUCAUGAAUGGUGAAGAGAUCAAGAUGGAGCCCAAAAGCCAGUUCAGUCUUGCUGCUUCUAAUGGAGUUUUCUCUGCCUGAUCAUCAUGAUGAUCAUGAUCAAGAUGGUGAUGAAUAAGUUUUACUUUUUACUUUUUGGAUUUUGUUGUAGAGGAUCUUGGAAUCCUUUUGGGGGUUCCUUUGUUGUGUAAAUAUUUAUUUAUUUUUGUCCUU